CAACAACAACCACCAUCACGGCAUCCUCUUCACCCAGACGCACUCACGGAGACCGUAAACCCUCCCUUCUGCUCAAAGUUCUACGCAGCAUUCUCUUGGCCGGGGCGCAGCGUCGAGUCUAGUAGUCAAGUUGGAUUCGCAACUGUAACGGUGCCGAGGGUGCCAUCGGCGUUAAGGAGUACUGUACAUCUUUCAGUAGAUCCUAUCUCGCUGACUCUUGACCACGCCAAUAUUCUUCAGUCAAUCGCUUGGUCCAUUCACUACAAUACAUCGCAAAUGGCAUCGAGGAUCUGAUUCCUCACUCAUCACUAUUUAAUACACUCGUUUUUUGCAAAAUAUGAUGCUGAAAAGUAGGACCUUUCUUUCCGACCUUUUGAAGCAUGGCGCGUUUGGGGAACGAUAAUGCGAAAACUGACACCAAUAUAAGCCGGAUUAUCCCUUUCAAUCGGAUGACUCCUUUUAUGGAUCCUACCACGAGCGAACAGCAGAGUCUCGAGGAGAAAAAAUCCUCUUCAGAUGAGAGAAAUUUUGGCCCAAGCCGUAGAUUACUUAUCUCGCCACUUCGACGAAUUCAACGGGGCCUUGUACGAACUUCAAAACUGGUCACCAAAAACCCCGUGGUUCUCAAGAUCCUUGGACAAAGUCAAUUGCCACCAACGAAAGAUGGUCGAAAAAUUGAUUUGGACGCCUCAAGAAACAUCCCUCUCAUCGAUGAAAGGAACAAAAAAGAAUAUAUCAACAAUGCCAUUCGCUCCAGUCGCUACACUCUAUUAACAUUCAUUCCACAUCAACUCUGGUUUCAGUUUUCUAAAAUUCCAAAUUUAUACUUUCUAAUUACUGGAGUUAUUCAAUUGAUCCCGGGCCUCAGUACGACUGGAACCUACACGACAAUCUUACCUCUGGCCUUCUUCUUGCUAUUUACAGUUACAAGAGAGGGAUAUGAUGAUUUUCGUCGUUAUCAAUUGGACAAGGAGGAGAAUGGGAGAGUCGUUCGUGUUCUUUACGGAUUCCGACAUGGCUCGACUGGAGGUCACUUCAUAGCGUCAUGGCUGGAUAGACUGAAGUCAAGCGGAGCGAGCUUGAAAAAUGUGUUGGCGAGCCAAAAAUUCAUGAAAAGGCCUCCCUUCAAAUUUGAAGAGGAGCUUAUCCAGGCUGCAGCUACCGAAUCCAAUCCCUGGUUCAAAGUCAAGUGGAUUCAUGUCAAAGUUGGUGAUAUUAUUGAACUUGAUCGGGAUGAGCAAGUUCCUGCAGACAUAAUUCUCUUACACGCGGACGGCAGAGAGGGGAUCGCCUACGUCGAAACCAUGGCUCUAGAUGGUGAAACUAAUCUCAAAAGCCGCCAUUCUCUUCAUCAAUUGAAAUGCAAUAACCUAGACGUCCUCUCGAAAUCCCGAGCUCAUUUUGUAGUGGAGGAUCCAAAUCCCGAUCUAUACGGAUUUAGUGGAAGGGCUUCUCUGGGUGAUGUGACUCUCCCACUUACCCUGAGCAAUGUUAUUCUUCGGGGAUGUAUCAUCCGAAAUACUACGCGUGUUUUCGGUAUGGUUAUCAAUACAGGCGAAGAGUGCAAGAUCCGAAUGAACGCAAAUAAGAAUCCACAGGCCAAAUCCCCCGCAAUUCAGUCUAUGACCAACAAAAUUGUCAUUCUCCUGGCAUUGUUUGUAAUCAUCCUCGCUUCAGGUUGUACGGUUGGCUAUGUGAUCUGGGACCGUACUUUCCAAAAGAAAACUUGGUACUUGGCUAAUUCCGGUCUACCGCUGCACGAAAUCUGGAUCGCAUUCGCUAUCAUGUUUAACAAUCUAAUCCCACUUGCUCUAUAUGUUAGUCUUGAGCUUAUCAAGCUUGCCCAAUUCAUUCUUCUUGCAGAUAUCGAGAUGUAUGAUGAGGCGUCAAAUACUCCAAUGGUAUCGAAUACGCAGAAUAUAUAUGAAGACCUUGGGCAGGUGAACUACAUACUCUCAGACAAAACUGGAACUUUGACAGAGAAUGUCAUGCAACUUAGGAAGAUGACCAUUGGAGGCGUGGAAUGGAAGCACAGUAGCGAAAAUAUAAGGGGAAAAGCCACCGAGAAGAUAAUAACGAAGAAUGAAAGCUUGCAACAUGAGAUGACAGAGAUCAUUGAAGAUGUUUCCACGAAUAUCUCAGACGGCCUCAGCACUCCGAGGAUAACUAUCGAGGUGCCCAUUUCCAAAACUACUGAAGAGACUACCCAGGUCGGAACCUUCCAUGAGGAAUCCUCAGACGACAUUAUCAAAUAUUUGCAGCAAAACAAUUCGACUCCUCUGGCAGUAAAACUUCACUUUUUCAUUCUUUCUUUGGCAAUCUGUCAUACCUGCUUCCCAGAAGGCGAGAAUAGCGGGAAAUCCGGAUUCCAAGCUGCUUCUCCAGACGAACUUGCAUUGGUAGAGGCAGCUCAGGAUUUGGGAUACCUACUCAUCGACAGGACAACUUAUUCGAUGACUAUUUUAAAGUCUCCGUUUGGCACAAUUCCAGGUGAUCGCCAAACCUACGAAGUUCUGAACACUAUCGAAUUCAGCAGUAAGCGAAAAAGAAUGUCCAUCGUUGUUAGGUUUCCAGACGGGAGGAUUUGCCUCUUCUGCAAAGGAGCAGAUUCAGUUCUUCUACCAAGAUUCCGAAGUGGCUUCAUGGCACAAGAAACGGCAUCUCUCGUCCAAAAACGUCAUUUGGAGCGUGUGAGUAUGGAAGUAGAAGAGGCUUUAGCACGAAAAAACAUGGAAGUUGAGUCACGGAAAAGUUUUCAGCGCUCAAGUUUUCAACUAUCCCGCUCGAGUUUAACUAUCGCCAGACCUGGACCACCUAAAAGAACCAACAGCAGCAGCUAUUUUGGACGAAGAAGUAUGAGUAUUAUUGAGCCUGAUCUCGUAAUGAAAACACCGGGAGCUACAAAUGGAGGAGCCCCUAGAAGAUCGAUGGGAAGCUUCGCAAACGCCUUGGCAGUUCCACCUGAACGAGAUGAUUACUUCCAAUAUGCUACGCAUGAUCCCCAUGAUGAAGCAAGUACACUCGAACGGUGUCUCGAGCAUAUCGAUAAUUUUGCUUCAGAAGGCUUACGUACACUCGUUUACGGAUAUCGCUUCCUUGAGGAAGAAGAGUAUUUGGCCUGGGAGAAACAACAUCGCGAAGCCACAACUAGCUUAACGAACCGUCAAGAAUUGAUUGAGUCAGCAGCCGAAGAACUCGAAAAGAAUCUUGAUCUAGCUGGGGCAACUGGAAUUGAAGACAAGCUUCAAGAAGGCGUUCCUGAGACCGUUGAAAAAUUGCAACAAGCAGAUAUCAAGAUCUGGAUGCUAACAGGAGACAAACGAGAAACAGCAAUCAACAUCGCCCACUCAGCUCAACUAUGCAAAUCUUACUCUGAAAUCGUGAUCCUAGAUGGAAGCGACAAGGGAGAAACCCUCGUCUCCAAGAUGUCCGACACCAUCUUGAAACUCGCUGCCAAUCGCAUCGCCCAUUCCGUCAUAGUAAUCGAUGGCCAAACCCUGAUAGAGGUUGAAGCGAAUGAGACUCUGAACGCACAGUUCUACUCCCUCCUCCUACAAGUCGACUCGGUAAUCUGCUGUCGGGCUUCUCCCUCCCAGAAAGCAGCCAUGGUUAAACGAAUCCGGAUCCUCUCUCCCAAGUCCAUUACUCUAGCCAUUGGCGAUGGCGGAAAUGAUAUCGCCAUGAUUCAAAAGGCCCACGUGGGAAUCGGAAUUUCUGGCAAAGAAGGACUGCAAGCUGCUCGCGUGGCAGAUUACUCGAUUGCACAAUUCCGAUUCUUGCAGCGUCUCUUGUUGGUACAUGGUCAUUGGCUGUACAUGCGGACUGCUAAAUUUAUUCUCCUGACUUUCUGGAAGGAAAUGUUAUUCUAUGUCGUGCAAUUGCUCUACCAACGUUGGAAUGGAUAUACCGGUACCUCUCUUUUCGAGUCCUGGAGUUUAGCGGUCUGGAAUACUCUCUUUACAUCAUUGCCGGUUAUGAUACCAGGGAUCUUUGAACAGGACCUGCCAGCGGAAACUCUACUUGCUGUUCCGGAACUGUACUCUUAUGGACAGCGGAAUCAAGGGUUCAACAUCAGGAAAUAUUGGUGGUGGAUGUUCAUGGGUAUCUCCGAAGGGGUGGGGAUCUAUUUCCUAAUCUACGCACUGUAUGGGAGACAUGAAAUGGGCGAUCAAGGGUUGUUUGCACUAGGCAAUCUGGCGUUCAGUGUUUGUGUUGUUUUCAUCAAUGUGAAACUCUUGUAUGUAUUCCCCUUCCUUCGCCUCUCGUCCCCCUUCUCAGCUGGAUCUUCACUAACAUUUUCAUCUUCACAGAAUCCUGGACUAUCAAUAUCUAACCUGGAUUCCCAUCUUCUCGGCUCUCCUUACCAUCGCUGGCUGGUGGGUAUGGAAUCUCUUCCUCUCAGCCGCAUAUCGCAAUGCACCAGGUGUGUAUAGCGUACACUCGGCUUUCAUCGAGCACUUUGAUCUGGCGUGGUGGUGUGUUUUGCUUGUUGUAUAUAUGGUUUGCAUGGUUGUGGAGUUGUAUGUUGGGAGUGUGGAGAGGCUGUGGGAUGAUUUUGGUGGUUGGUCGGGAAUCAAGAAGGUAUGGAGGGACCGAGGAGGGGAUGAAAAUGGGAUUGGAUCGAGGAUUGGAUUGAAGUUGAGGUUCUGGAAGGGGAAGACAGAGGCUUAAGUGAGAGGGGGGCGUUGGAUGUGUAUAUGUGUUCAUGGGUAUAUACGGUAUGUUUGGGAUAGAAUAAUUCUUAAUAGGUCGAUAGAGAUAGAGCACGUUGAGUUUCAAUCACUGGA
Molecule: messenger RNA, 4787 nt
Organism: Hymenoscyphus albidus
Lineage: Eukaryota; Fungi; Ascomycota; Leotiomycetes; Helotiales; Helotiaceae
Source: the annotation of a GenBank genome assembly